This is a messenger RNA of Alligator mississippiensis (American alligator), 558 nucleotides long. RefSeq names its product vitelline membrane outer layer protein 1 homolog. The transcript is spliced from 4 exons. The record is from RefSeq and is a predicted model, not a curated record. The coding region runs from base 1 to 558 and encodes 185 amino acids. NCBI's taxonomy places the organism in Eukaryota, Metazoa, Chordata, Crocodylia, Alligatoridae.
AUGGGGGUCACUGGCCCCAGGGGCCCCGGGGGAGCCUGGGGGGGCCGGGACCCCAACAGCGUCCUGGAGGUGGAGAACGGGGGACCCUGGGGGGACUGGGGGCACAAGGAGUUCUGCCCCCGGGGCACCUAUGCCAGCGCCUUCGCCCUCAAGGUGCAGCCCCACCAGGGCUGGAGUCACUUCGGCGACGACACGGGGCUCAACGGCGUCCGAUUGAUCUGCACUGACGGCAGCAGCAUCCAGUCCAGCGAGGGCAAGUGGGGCUUGUGGCAGUCGCCCCGUGGCUGCGGUGGGGGGACUUUGGUGCAGUUUCGGCUCCGGGCCGAGCCCCCCCGCGGCCCCUUCCGUGACGACGAGGCGGCCACAGACGUGUCCAUGCUCUGCUCCAACGGGCGGGAGGUCGCAGGCGAGGGCAGCACAAGCGGGGACUGGGGCAACUGGAGCCGGCCCUGCGCCUUUGGGGCUGUGUGUGGGCUGCAGACACGCGUGGAGCUGCCAGGGGGGCCUGGCCAGGAUGACACCGGCCUCAACGACCUGCGCCUCUUCUGCUGCAACUGA